GGAGGAGCUGAAAAUGCAGAUUUAGCAUCAAGCACAGACACACACUCGCUCUUUCUCUUAGAUACACACAACUCCCCACAUUGCACCCCUUGCAACGAGCCCGGCCGCCUGCCUGACUACACUGUUUCCCUACCAGCUAGAUGCUAGAACACACACUGAUUUGCUGUUUUCCAAGCUCCUAAUAUAUCUCUUCCCCGACACAAAGAUUUUUUUUUUCAACAGACAAAAACUCUAUUUUUAUUUGCAUCUUCCCUCCUGAUUCCCUACUUUUCUAGCCUGCGCGCCUGCUAGCACCACUUUUCACUCCCAAAGAAAAAUGAAAGGUGGCUGUGUCUCCCAGUGGAAGGCGGCUGCUGCCGGGUUGCUCUUGUAUGUCAUGGUUUUUGCAUCUGCCGAAAGACCCAUCUUUACAAAUCAUUUUGUUGUGGAGUUACAUCUAGGGGGAGAGGAAGAAGCUCGCCAAGUUGCAGCAGAACACGGUUUUGGAGUCCGAAAGCUCCCCUUCACUGAAGACCUAUACCACUUUUAUCACAAUGGCAUUGCAAAGGCCAAGAGAAGACGCAGCUUAUACCACAAACAACAGCUGGAGAGAGACCCCAGGGUAAAGAUGGCAUUGCAACAGGAAGGAUUCAACCGGAAAAAGCGAGGAUAUAGAGACAUCAAUGAAAUUGACAUUAACAUGAAUGAUCCUCUUUAUACAAAGCAAUGGUAUCUGAUCAAUACUGGGCAAGCUGAUGGCACUCCUGGCCUGGAUUUGAAUGUAGCAGAAGCAUGGGAGCUGGGAUACACAGGGAAAGGUGUUACUAUAGGAAUUAUGGAUGACGGGAUUGACUAUCUUCACCCAGACCUGGCUUCAAACUAUAAUGCCGAAGCAAGUUAUGACUUCAGCAGCAAUGACCCCUAUCCUUAUCCUCGGUACACAGACGACUGGUUCAACAGCCACGGAACAAGAUGUGCCGGGGAAGUCUCUGCCGCAGCCAACAAUAACAUCUGUGGGGUCGGCGUGGCAUACAACUCCAAGGUUGCAGGUAUUCGGAUGCUGGACCAGCCAUUUAUGACUGACAUCAUUGAGGCUUCCUCCAUCAGCCACAUGCCACAGCAGAUCGACAUCUACAGUGCCAGCUGGGGCCCUACAGACAAUGGCAAAACGGUGGAUGGGCCCCGGGAGCUCACGCUUCAGGCCAUGGCAGACGGCGUAAACAAGGGCCGAGGGGGAAAAGGCAGCAUCUACGUGUGGGCCUCUGGGGAUGGCGGCAGCUAUGAUGACUGCAACUGUGAUGGCUAUGCCUCCAGCAUGUGGACCAUCUCCAUCAACUCAGCCAUCAACGAUGGCAGGACAGCCUUGUAUGAUGAGAGCUGCUCCUCCACCUUGGCCUCUACGUUCAGCAAUGGGAGAAAGAGGAACCCCGAGGCCGGCGUAGCAACCACGGAUUUGUACGGCAACUGCACUCUGCGGCAUUCUGGGACCUCUGCAGCUGCUCCUGAGGCAGCUGGCGUGUUUGCACUGGCCUUGGAGGCUAACCUAGAUCUGACCUGGCGAGACAUGCAGCAUCUGGCGGUGCUCACCUCCAAACGGAAUCAGCUUCAUGAUGAUGUCCAUCAGUGGCGACGCAACGGGGUUGGCCUGGAGUUUAAUCACCUCUUUGGCUAUGGAGUCCUUGAUGCUGGAGCAAUGGUGAAAAUGGCUAAAGACUGGAAAACCGUGCCUGAGAGAUUCCACUGUGUGGGAGGUUCUGUACAGGACCCUAAGAAAGUACCAUCUACCGGCAAGCUGGUGCUGACCCUCAUAACAGAUGCAUGUGAAGGAAAGGAGAACUUUGUCCGCUACCUCGAGCAUGUCCAGGCUGUCAUCACAGUCAAUGCUAGCAGGAGAGGAGACCUGAAUAUCAACAUGACCUCUCCCAUGGGCACCAAGUCCAUUUUGCUGAGCCGGCGGCCAAGGGAUGAUGACUCCAAAGUGGGUUUUGACAAGUGGCCUUUCAUGACCACCCACACAUGGGGAGAGGAUGCCCGAGGAACCUGGACCCUAGAGCUGGGUUUUGUGGGCAGUGCACCCCAGAAAGGGGUGCUGAAGGAGUGGACACUGAUGCUGCAUGGCACUCAGAGUGCCCCCUACAUUGACCAAGUAGUGAGGGAUUACCAGUCCAAGCUGGCCAUGUCCAAGAAGGAGGAGCUGGAGGAAGAGCUAGAUGAAGCUGUGGAGAGAAGCCUGAAGAGCAUCCUGGGUCAGAACUAGCUCCGCCCAUCGGCUUCACUGCCUCCCUCCCUCCGUCCCUCCCCUGCCUCUGCCUCUGCCUCUGCCUCUGCCUCUGCCUCUCUGUUUUCAAUCCACACCUGUCAGGCACCUAGCAAUUACUGUCACCCCUACACAAGUGAUUCCAACUUCCCAAUCUCAAGCUUCACUCACUGUCAAUGAUUAUUUUCAUUCCAAUGGAAGCAAUCUUUUUUAUUCUAUGCUCCAAAUACAGUGUUCUCACCAACACCUAUGUCCUCUUUGUCACUCUAAAUUCUUUGUGUGUGUCAUUCAAAUGGGUGAUACCCAGAAAAUAAAACUGGGAUGGCUUUCCACUCCAUUUUAUUUCAGAUCUGCCAAGAGAAGAGAAUGAAAUGGCCACACACAGUGACUCCAAGAACGUAUGUCAUGGUCUCAGUGGAGGACAUGUAAAGAGAUAAAGAUCCUGACAGAGGGUGGGCUCUAAAUCCAUUAGAGCUCAGGAGAUACUGCACCCCCCCCCCUUGGGAAAUGACUUCUUGAACUUAGUGAGAUUCUACAAUAACAUAGAUUCAGGAGCAGGAUUCACAAGACUCCACCCUAAUUACUGAGUGGAGAAAAGAGUUAAAAAGCAUGAACCCUGGAGAUCUAACCAUCAACAUCACACCUCUUUUCUCAACCAGCAUAAUAAAAGGAAAGUUCAAGCCAAGUGGCUGUCUUUUUACCAGCCGCUGCUCUCUGAGUUAAGGUAAAUGUGCUUGAAAUGCCCAAAUUAGUCUGUUUGCAUUGCAUUCAUGCCAGCCCCAUUUUUCUGGGGCUACUCACAUAACUAUCCAAAAGAGAAAAAUAAAAGGUAAAGUAUGUCUGUCAACUCAGUCAUCUGGGGUCAUCCUAAUCUGAUAUGAGAAAUGGGAUAUUUUUGACGACUUUCCACAUAUAUACUUGGUUUGAGUUCAGACCAUGUAAUUGAAGAGAUACAUCUUACUCCUUCGUGUUAUGAUUUCUUUGCUGUGUCAGGAAAAUGGACACCGUUAUGAAAAUCUGAGAUAUAAGAAUGACAAAGAAGGUGUGUUUAAAAGUAUGAGCAGCCAUCUUGGCAUGAACUUCCAUUUACCUGGAGUCCCUUCUGCCAAAAGGAGGCAAAGGCCAAUUCAAUCCCCCUGUUACCCUGAGACCUGAGAAAGCAAGAGGAGAUGGUUGUAGGGAAACUCAGUUACCACCCUGGUAGGUAAGUCAUUCGUGAGGAUGAUUAGCAUACAACCCAAAGGCAGUGAAUUCCUUUACCCCUGCUGAUCCCAAGGCACUGCACCAUUUCAUUAUCAAAUUAAAGUAUUUUCUGCCCUGCUGUCAAUGUGUCUCCCUAACCAGCUACUGAUUUUUUCAUUCCUGGUCUCAGAAGCCUACACAUUUCCAAGAAAGGUUUGUUUGAUUGAUUCCCCAGAACUGAGCAAGCUCUUCUGGCUAUAUUUCUCUCUUUCCAUGGGAGUGUGGCAAAGACUGAAAUUCCCGUUUAUAAAACCAACAGCACAACAGCACUAGGUUCUGCUUCUUGAAAGUAGCAACCUUAAGACAGAAGCUGGGAAAUCCAUCUCCUUUCUCUUUUUCCUCCACAUUGGCAUGAAUUUCUGUCUUCCCUUACAUGACUGACUUUCCCUCUAUAAUGCUUUAAAAUGUAAUAAUGUUUAUGAUUUUUAAAAGAACUUUAAUAUUUAUUGUGAAGGUCUUUUUAAACUAGCUUAGAUUUAAAGAAGAAAUAACUGGAAAUCAUCAAAAAUUCAUUUCACAUUAGCAGUCUGAAAAUAAACCAAAGGACAAUAUGUGUGCAUGUAUGUAUAAAUGCACACAGAAAUAUAUAUACAUAUGUAGACUAUAUACAUUAUGUGUAUAUAUAUACACUUGUAUAAAUGUAUAUAUACACAUAUACCUAAAAUGUGUGUAUGUGUAUUUACUGAAGAGACAGAUACCAUAUUCAUCUCAAAAAGAAUAUUCAGAAAAAUAUCAAGAUGAUUCUGGCUGAAGAAAAAAGUCAGUGAAAAUUCAGGUGAAAAUGUUCAAUUUCCAUUAUAUCACCUCUGUAAUUUUACUGUUCUCUGUGUAAACAUUAAGUGUCUUAUAUAGCAGCAAAAUAUAAAAUAGUUGUCCAUAUUUUCACAUUUGUGGCAUAAUUUAUGAAAUGAGAGAGUAACUUAUCAGCUUCUUAAUAGAAAUGGCAAGUUUUGAUAUGAGUAUACAGUAUAUAAAAAUAUAUAGUACUAUAUAAAAACAUUUGGUCUCAAUUUCAUUUUUUGCACCAGUAUUAAUAUUAACAUGUGUCUAGUCAAUGAUGUUUUUAUGACAUACCUGGUCCUAAUGCAAGAUAUAUUUAUAGUCAUUUAUUGAUACUAAAAAAAAAAAAUGGGGCCAGGUAGUGGCACACUUGAUUGAGCACACAUGUUCCAAUACGCAAGGACCCAGGUUCAAGGCCCAGUCCCUCCCUGCAGGGGGAAAGCUUUAUGAGUGGUGAAGCAGGUCUGCAGGUGUCUGUCUCUCACACUUUGUCUCCCCUUUCCCUCUCGAUGUCUGACUGUCUCUAUUAAAUAAAUAAAGAUAAUAAAAAGAUUUUUUAAACAACUGAGUAAUGAUUAAUAAAGUUAAGAUUGUUAUUCCCUGUGAGAAAAAUUUGUAAGAAAGCUCAAAUAUAUAUGCUGUAAAUUAGGAAACUCAACAAUAAAACAUUACCUUUCAGAAAUUA
Molecule: messenger RNA, 4943 nt
Organism: Erinaceus europaeus (western European hedgehog)
Lineage: Eukaryota; Metazoa; Chordata; Mammalia; Eulipotyphla; Erinaceidae
Gene: PCSK2
Product: proprotein convertase subtilisin/kexin type 2
Exons: 13
Coding region: 317-2236 (639 amino acids)
Biological process (GO): protein processing
Cellular component (GO): Golgi membrane; trans-Golgi network
Molecular function (GO): serine-type endopeptidase activity
Source: RefSeq, a predicted model, not a curated record